Molecule: messenger RNA, 2214 nt
Organism: Neopsephotus bourkii (Bourke's parrot)
Lineage: Eukaryota; Metazoa; Chordata; Aves; Psittaciformes; Psittacidae
Product: VWFA and cache domain-containing protein 1
Exons: 15
Cellular component (GO): voltage-gated calcium channel complex
Molecular function (GO): voltage-gated calcium channel activity
Source: RefSeq, a predicted model, not a curated record
AGGAUAUUCAACUCCUUUGUGUACACAGAGAAGAUAUCCAAUGGAGAAAGUGAAGUUCAACAGUUGGCCAAAAAAAUUCGGGAGAAAUUUAACCGUUACUUGGAUGUUGUGAAUCGGAACAAGCAAGUGGUGGAAGCAUCAUACACUGCUCACCUCACAUCACCCUUGACUGCAAUCCAGGACUGCUGUACUAUUCCCCCAUCUAUGAUGGAAUUUGAUGGGAAUUUUAACACCAACGUUUCUCGAACUAUCAGCUGUGAUAGACUGUCUACCACUGUCAACAGCAGGGCCUUCAAUCCUGGACGUGACUUAAAUUCUGUUCUUGCUGAUAACCUGAAGUCUAACCCAGGAAUUAAGUGGCAGUAUUUCAGCUCAGAAGAAGGCAUUUUCACUGUCUUCCCAGCCCACAAGUUCCGGUGCAAAGGCAGCUAUGAACAUCGCAGCAGGCCUGUCUAUGUUUCCACCGUUCGACCUCAGUCCAAGCACAUUGUUGUCAUUGUGGACCAUGGGGCUUCAGUCACGGAGACGCAGCUUCAGAUUGCCAAAGAUGCAGCUCAGGUUAUCCUGAGCUCUAUAGAUGAACACGAUAAGAUCUCCGUGUUAACCGUGGCAGACACAGUAAGAACCUGCUCGCUGGAUCAGUGCUAUAAGACCUUCCUGUCUCCUGCCACUAGCGAGACAAAAAGGAAGAUGUCCACCUUCGUUAGCAGUAUAAAGUCAUCUGACAGCUCCACGCAGCAUGCGCUGGGAUUUCAAAAGGCUUUCCAGUUGAUACGCAAUACAAACAAUGGCACAAAACUCCAAGGAAAUACUGAUAUGGUGAUAAUUUAUCUCUCGGCUGGGAUUACAUCAAAAGAUUCCUCAGAAGAUGAUAAAAAAGCUACUCUCCGGGUCAUCAAUGAAGAGAACAGUUUCCUCAACAACUCAGUUAUGAUUCUUACUUACGCACUUAUGAAUGAGGGAGUGACAGGUUUGAAGGAACUGGCCUUUCUGCGGGACCUGGCAGAGCAGAACUCGGUGAAGUACGGGGUGCCCGACCGAACAGUGCUGCCUGUGAUCAAGGGGAGCAUGAUGGUCCUCAACCAGCUGAGUAACCUGGAAACAACAGUUGGCCGAUUCUACACAAACCUCCCCAACCGAAUGAUCGAUGAGGCAGUCUUCAGUCUGCCGUUCUCAGAUGAAAUGGGAGAUGGCCUGAUAAUGACUGUGAGUAAACCGUGUUACUUUGGCAACCUGCUGCUGGGGAUUGUUGGAGUAGAUGUUAAUCUCGCUUAUAUCUUGGAAGAUGUCACCUACUACCAAGACUCCUUGGGUUCCUACACUUUCCUCAUUGACAAUAAAGGAUACACGCUUAUGCACCCAUCCCUUACCAGGCCUUACCUGCUGUCUGAACCACCACUCCACACAGAUAUCAUCCAUUAUGAGAACAUUCCUAAAUUCGAGCUGGUGCGCCAGAACAUCCUUAGCAUUCCCUUGGGCAGCCAGAUCAUUACAGUUCCUGUGAACUCCUCACUCUCUUGGCAUGUGAACAAACUGAGGGAAAUUGGCAAAGAAGCCUACAAUGUCAGCUAUGCCUGGAAAAUGGUCCAGGACACAUCCUUUAUUCUCUGUGUGGUGGUAAUACAGCCAGAAAUACCUGUUAAGCAGCUGAAGAAUCUCAACACAGUCCCCAGCAGCAAGCUCCUGUAUCAUCGACUGGAUCUGCUGGGCCAGCCAAAUGCCUGCCUGCACUUCAAGCAGCUGGCUACCUUAGAAAGCCCCACAGUAAUGCUCUCUGCGGGCAGCUUCUCUUCUCCUUAUGAACACCUCAGCCAGCCCGAGACCAAGCGGAUGGUGGAGCAUUACACGGCGUACCUCAGUGACAACACGCGCCUCAUUGCCAAUCCUGGCCUGAAGUUCUCUGUCAGAAAUGAAGUAAUGGCUACCAGUCACGUCACAGAUGAAUGGAUGACACAAAUGGAAAUCAGCAUCCUCAACAGUUACAUUGUGCGCCGUUACAUAGCAACCCCCAAUGGGGUGCUCCGAAUUUACCCCGGUUCCCUCAUGGACAAAGCAUUUGAUCCCACCAGGAGACAAUGGUACUUGCAUGCAGUGGCUAACCCAGGACUCAUUACCUUUACCGGUCCCUACUUAGAUGUUGGAGGGGCUGGCUACGUUGUGACAAUCAGUCACACAGUCCAUUCCUCCAGGUAAAUGGUGUUCUGAGGUUUGUGC